Patiria miniata (bat star) is the source of this 2980-nucleotide messenger RNA. RefSeq lists its product as uncharacterized. The coding region runs from base 1272 to 2555 and encodes 427 amino acids. The record is from RefSeq and is a predicted model, not a curated record. The transcript has 2 exons. Lineage: Eukaryota; Metazoa; Echinodermata; Asteroidea; Valvatida; Asterinidae.
AUGUGUGCGUGUGAUUGGAUGCAUGCAUCCGUACGAUGUAUUUAUAUCAUGCCAUUGACAUUCAUGACUUCCUUGCAGGAUCGCUUUAUCACAGCAUACAUGCGGCCUAGCUAGCUGGGCCGAGACAUCUCACACAAACUGGGCAACGGGAGGCCCCUGCACACGCGUCUCGUCUGUCCCACGCUGCGGCCAUACGCGCAUGCCGGGGAUUCCAGGAGUCAUCGACGACAACCCCACGAGAAAGCAUUGGUUCAAAGAGUAAAUUCGGCCGAACGUGGACAGCAUCCUCACAGUUGGAAUAAAGAUGUUUUCACGGGCCUCUGUGUGGCAUUGGUAUCAAUUCACCCACGUCGAUGUUUGAACAAAAUUUCUGGAGUAAGACAGUUCUACGGUACGGAUGUACUUUGGAUGUAGUUUUCCGGAGAAGGGGUGUGUGGAGAUGUACAGGGGACGCACCAUGUACGUUAUUUCAUCAUUGAGGAAGGCGUGGAUAUAUUAUAGUUCCAUAAAGUCGACUGGUAUGCCAAAUCCAUUUUGAAGCGAAAGGAAAUACGAUCGCGCUCGUCAUCUCUAGUUCAGUUUUGCCCUGUACGUAACUGUUUACUGGGAAUAUUACAACUUUCUCUACGGCGUUGAUAACUUCACGGAGGUUCAACAAAGAUGACCAUUAUUGGCUUAUUUGACUGUGCUGCCCCGGCCCACGGUUGCCACAACAGAGCCCAAUCAUCAUAACCUAAGAAGUGCCAUGGUGGACCAAACUUUGCUUUUACGCAACGGGCAAAACAGGAUUAUUAAAAGUAGGAACCACAGUCAAACCUUCAGCCAAGCGUGAAGUAGCAUUGAAGGGCUUUUGAAACGGAAUAUAAUGGGUGUCAGUGUUCCAUUGUGGCUAUUUUUUGUGUUAAAAAUAAACUGCACGGGAAAUUAGAGGUGACUCGUUGCACGGAGGCCAAAGUUUUCAAGCAGCCAUUUUUGUUUCUGUGAAGUUAAAGUUCUGCGUUAAUUCUGAGCACUUUUCCACACGGAGACGAUCGGCUUUUGAUCAACUGGAUGCGGUAUACCGUCCUGGAUGACUCAGCACGGACUUGGAUGUCGAAUACCCACAGUUACCGUGUUAAAAUAUGCAUUGGAUGGCCGUGAGAAACUCCAUGGUGCCGGUGGAAACGUUGGCAGGUUAACACUGAGGUGCGGCCGGCCAAGGAUGUCACUGUCGUCUCGCCACGUCCUUGCGCGAAGAUACCGGAGGCGUCGAGGCGAAACGAGUUAAUAAGAUGAAGAAGAGAUCGAAAUACACGGGUAUCCCUCGCUCGACAGACGCAGAUGUGGAGAUGCAAGAUGGGGGGAGCUCCAGUCCUGCUACUAGUAGUCAGAGUGCUUACCAAAGCACCAGCAGUAUGCCGGCUACCCGCUUGGUAUCACCCACUAGUAAGGUGGUGGCUGCGUUGAGACAUGGAGACUUGGAGGCACAUAUCCGGAACUUUGGCCGACAUCUCAGACGUCCUGGAGCGGAGGACCAGUCGGCGUUGGAUCAACUCCUUGACGGGCUGGAUGACUUGAGCUCUGUGGAUAAAUUCACUUACUGUCGGAUCGUGCAACGUCUUGCAGAAACACUCCUAGAACACUGCUUGGGUUAUCUAUGCACCGAUGCGGGAAACCCGGAUGUCUGCCUUGAUCUGAAGAUGCAGAGUGUUCUGCGGAUUCUCUGGAUGUCUUGUCUGUACACGCCCUCCUUACAGAGAAUCGCCCAAGCAGGAGUAGAUCUGAUUCCUAUGAUGAACAGACUCAUCUUGUCGUGUCUCAGGACAUCUGAGAAUCUUCGAGAGAACAAAGCCAACAGUCGGCACGAACAGCAGAGAGAAAGGAAGAUAAGUCGGGAGUCGGUGUCCUCUGCUUCGGAAGACCUUGUCUUGUCUUCUUACAGCAUGAGCAGCGUGGUUGUCUCGGCUCUCGCCAUCUCUUACAACUGCCUGUACGCGUCUUGGGACCGCGACGUCAUGGUGGUCUGCUGCCAGUGUGGUUUCAUCAGGACCGUGGUGAGUCUCCUCAGCCGCACUCGGAACAUCAUCAUCGGAGAGACCUGCCUGAGAAUCUUGGAUCUGAUGGGGGAGAGCGGUGGGAACACCUGCCGGACUUUACUGCGGGAAUACCAAGUCAUGAAAGAAGCCAGCAGACUCUGGCACUACAUGGUCCGCAGGGAUCUGAUCGCCAAAUCGGGGUUCCUUGUAGCUGGCCUGAUCGCACAGCUUGGGGGGAACCUACGGCAAGGGGACGGCGCCCACCUAGAGUGGACCUUCAACCCGGGUACCAACAGCAAGCGAACUGCCGUCUUCCGUACCCCGCACCUCAAGAUGAUUCGCUGGUGUUCCUCGCCUGGAUGCGGCCGGUCUGAGGAGCUCAAGACCGGCCAGAAGUUCAGGCUGUGCUCCAGGUGCCGACUGAGUAGAUACUGCAACGAGGAUUGUCAGAGAUUCCACUGGAACCGAGGCCAUAAGGUGGAGUGCUUCCCUGUGCUAUCGAGGGAUCAUAGCUUCGUUGUGGAAGAGGAACACAGUUAACGUCAAUCAACCUAAGUCUCCUCGAGAUAGAUCAUGUGGGUUUGGACAUUGUAUUCAAAAAACAUUUCAUCUUCAAAAUGUAUUGUAAUAAAAGACAGUAUUUCACAGUCUCACCUUCCCUCAAACCUCUGAGAUAAUGUAAAGCAGAUCGUGAAUAAUAAGCUAUUUAUAUCGGGCAUUGUGUUACAAACACUUCCCUUACACAUGCUUUUACUGUUCUUCAUAAAAAAAAGUUUGACAAAUAUCAAUGAUGUCUUGCAUAACAAGGGUGUGUAUAUGAUAUUUGGGUAUUAAUCAGUUUUAUUUAAAUUGGUGUCUGCCCACGGGAAACUUAAACAGGAUUCGAACACACAUUAAAAUGGGCCAAUUUCAUAGAGCUGCUUAAGCACAAAAUUUGCUUAAGCACGAAAAAAACAUUGCUAAGU